Messenger RNA from Solea senegalensis (Senegalese sole), 5960 nucleotides. It is a transcript of the gene itsn2a, whose product is annotated as intersectin 2a. The coding region runs from base 175 to 5331 and encodes 1718 amino acids. NCBI's taxonomy places the organism in Eukaryota, Metazoa, Chordata, Actinopteri, Pleuronectiformes, Soleidae. The record is from RefSeq and is a predicted model, not a curated record. Gene Ontology annotation, biological process: intracellular signal transduction; positive regulation of Rho protein signal transduction. The transcript is spliced from 39 exons. Gene Ontology annotation, molecular function: calcium ion binding; protein binding; guanyl-nucleotide exchange factor activity.
GCAGCUGCUGUCGGAUCGCUCGCUCCCUCCCUCUCUCUUCAGCAGCGGCAGCAGCAGUGUCUCCUCCACUCUUCAGCCUGGAUGUCGUAGCAGAUCCGCUGUGCUGCUGCAACAGAUGUCUGAGCCAGCUGAGUAGAGGACUUUCCUCAAUGCCCGUGCUCACUGCCUGCAGCCAUGAAUGGUGGAGCCUGUAUGUGGGCCAUCACUCCGGAGGAGAGGGGGAAACACGACAAACAGUUUGACACCCUCGCCCCCGUCCUCGGCUAUGUCUCAGGAGAACAAGCAAGGAAAUUCUUCCUCCAGUCUGGCCUGCCUCCUUCUGUCCUGGCUGAAAUCUGGAGCCUAGCUGACAUGGAUGGUGAUGGGAAGAUGGACAGACAGGAGUUUUCCAUAGCUAUGAAGCUCAUCAAACUCAAGCUUCAGGGGCGGAACCCACCCUCCUCCCUGCCGAUCGUCAUGAAGCAGCCUCCUGUCUCCAAUUCGGUUUCUACCGUACCUUCAUCCGCACGUUUUGGAAUGGGUUCAAUGCCAAACCUGUCCAUUGGUCUGUCAUCCAUGUCCAUCCUAACACCCAUGUCAGCCAACCCCCCCAUGCCCUCUGUACCUGUACAACCCCUGAUGCCAACACCAAUGACUCUGCCCCUCAUCACCUCCCUGGGAAACGCUGGACUCCCCAACGGCAACAUUAACCUCCUCACCCCUCCACUUGUUCCCAACAAUGCAGCGCUCCCUCUCUCUGGCUUCUCCUCACCCAUGGCCUUCUCUCCAAACACUGGCAUGUCAAAAGCCAACUCUCUCCUGGACCUUGGAUCCAGCAGUUCGAAUUCUUCCUCGACCACGUCUUUGGCCAGUAGCUCUCCAAAGACCGGUGCAAGUGACUGGGCCGUACCGCAGGCCUCCAGACUCAAGUACCGUCAGCAGUUCAACACGCUGGACAAGCUCAUGAGUGGCUACUUAUCAGGACCUCAGGUUAGAAAUGCAUUGAUUUCAUCAAACCUGACGCAGACGCAGCUAGCCACCAUCUGGACCCUGGCAGAUGUGGACAGGGAUGGUCAGCUACGAGCCGAUGAGUUCAUUCUGGCCAUGCACCUGGUGGAAAUGGCGAAAACUGGUCGACCUCUUCCACUCACCCUGCCUCAAGACCUGGUGCCUCCUUCUCUCAGAGGAGGAGUCAAGUCCAGUGAGCUUGUCAAUGGAACGGGGCCCUACAUAACUCCCUGUUUAAUUGACACAACCGAGCCAGAACCUCUGCAAAAAGGCAAGAGCAGUGUGUCCUUUGAAGACAAGCUGAAAGAGAACUUUGCACGAGGCAGCGCCGAGCUGGAGAAGCGGAGACUGGCUCUGGAAGAUGAACAGAGGAAAGAGAGAGAGAGGAGGGAGAGGGAGGAAAGGGAUGCCCAGGAAAGGAGGGAGAGGGAGGCCAGGGAGCAGGAGAACCGUAGGAGGCUGGAGGAGGAGAGACGGUUGGAGAGGCAGAGAGAGAUGGAGAGACAGAGGGAGGAGGAGAGACUGCGGGAGCUGGAAAGGAAAGAGGCAGCAAAGCAGGAGAUGGAGCGCCAGCGAAGGGAGGAGUGGGAACGGGGGAGAAAGGAGGAGCUGGGCAGGAGGAGAGAGGGGGAGCAGGAGGAAAUCUCUCACCUCAGGGCCAAAAAGAGAAGUCUGGAGUUGGAGCUGGAGGCUGUGGGCACCAAACACAAGCAGAUCUCAGACCGGCUCCGUGACGCGCAGAGCAAAAGGCGGAUUCAGAAGGCGGAGGUGGACCUCGUCAACCAGAAGAGGGACGCACGCAUCGCGGAGAUCAACACACUGCAGCUACAGUUUGAGGAGUGGCAGAGGAAGCUCUCACAGCUGGUUCCAGAGCAACAGAGGCUGACUGAGAAGCUGCGAAACAUCACCCUCAACAAACUCCCAGCGGAGUCUUUGACCAAUCUGACCACAAGUGUAACAGAGAAAAGUGUGAACUGCCGGAGGCUGAAAGACCAACUCGAUACCCUGGAGAGGGAGACGACGGACAAAUUGUCCCAGAUGGAGCAGUACAACAAAGAGCUUAAGCUUGGGGAUAUGGAUGACUGUGUCCUGCGGGGCCUUCUGUCUCUCCUGGCCUGCCUCAGCCAGCUCUUCCUUCUCAUCAAGGAGCUGAGGGAGAAGCAGGUGAAGCAGCAGACUGUGCUGGACGACCUGUACAGAGUCAAAGAGGAGAAACUCAGGGAGCUGCAAAGGCGCAGGGAGGAGGAGAGAGAAAGGAAGAGGAAGGAGGACGAGGAGGAGAGGAAGGAACAGGAGCGGAGAGAGCAGGAGAGGAAGGAACAGGAGCGGAGGGAACAGGAGAGAAGGGAACAGGAGCGGAGGGAGAAGGAGGAGGAGGAGGCCCGGCAGAGGAAGCUCCUGGAGGAGCAGAGGGCCAGACAGAGGAAGGAGGAAGAGGAGAGGGAGGCACUGGCUUGCCUCCGAGCAGCCCAGGAGAAAGCGCGGGAAGAGGAGAGCCGGAGAAGGCGAGAGGAGGAGGAAGAGAAGAAGAGGAAAAAGGAGGAGGAAGAAAGAAAAUGGAAAGAGGAAGAAGAGAGGAGGAGGAAAGAGGAUGAGGAGCAGCAAAGAGGGCAGCAGCUGGUGUCGGUGGGAAAGCGGUCGGUGAAGCUGACCCCGUACAGAGCCCUGUACUCAUUUGUCGCCCGCAACGCGGAUGAGCUGAGUAUAGACGGGGACUGUCUCAUAGAGGUGGAUGAACAGACUGUUGGUGAGCCUGGGUGGUUGUGCGGGAGUUACCGUGGAAACAGGGGCUGGUUCCCCCAGAGUUAUGCAGAGAAAUGUACCGCACACUCCUCUUCUGAGACGGUCCCCUCUUCACCUGUGAAAACCUCCUGUCCGCCACCGCUUCACGCAAGAAUCCCUGGUGGUGAGGGAACGGGCGAUAAUGCUGCUCCUGUCCAAUCCGUUGCUUUACAGUCCUCGGCGUGUGCGGUGGCCCGUGCCGUCUCCUCGUGGUCGGCCACCUCGGACACAGACCUCAGCCUCGGCUCCGGUGAGUCCGUCACCGCUCUGCUGAGCUUCUCACAAGGUGACGUCAUCACUGUGCUGCAGCAGCGGGACCAGUGGUGGCUGGGGCAACUCAACGGGACGCAGGGAUGGUUCCCCCAAAACUAUGUCACUUUGGAGACGGGCGGAAUUACAGAUGUAGACGCGUCUGACGCGGGCGACUCAAUUCCACUAGAGGAGUAUGUGGCCUUGUACACGUAUGAGAGCCCGGAGGUGGGGGACCUGACAUUUGUUGAAGGGGAUGUUGUCAUGGUGACGGAGAGAGAAGGAGAGUGGUGGCGAGGCUCUAUCGGGGACCAGACCGGGGUGUUCCCCUCCAACUAUGUCCGGCCUGUCGAGCCAGAGGCGUCAAAAGCUGGAGUUUCAAUCAAGAAACCUGAGAUUGCCCAGGCGCUCACCACCACCGCUAACCCUACUGUAUAUCAGCUACAUCUGUCCCCGGGGCAACUGAUCGUGGUCUUGGCCAAGAACUCCACCGGCUGGUGGCUGGGAGAACUGCAGGCUCGGGGUAAGAAGCGGCAGAGAGGCUGGUUUCAUUCAUCUCAUGUCAAGCUCCUGGGUCCCACGUGCAACAAGUCCUCCCCCUCCCCUCUGCCCGUGUGCCAAGUUAUUGCGAUGUACGGCUACACCGCCGCCACUCGGGACGAGCUGAGCUUCACGAAGGGUCAGCUGAUCAACGUUCUGGACAAGACAAACCCCGACUGGUGGAAGGGAGAAGCCAACGGGGUCACAGGCCUGCUGCCCACUAAUUAUGUCAAGAUGACGACAGAAUCGGAUCCCAGCCAGCAAUGGUGUGCCAACCUGAUGACGUUGGACACCAUGACUCCUCAGGAGAGGAAGAGGCAGGGUUACAUCCAUGAGCUCAUCCAGACUGAGGAGACGUAUGUGGAGGAUCUGGAGCUGGUUCUAGAGGUGUUCUACAGGCCCAUGUCUGAGUCAGGACGUCUCACAGAUGCAGAGAUGGCUGUUAUCUUCGUUAACUGGCGGGAGCUGAUAAUGUGCAAUACUAAACUUCUUAAGGCGCUGCGCGUGCGGAAAAAGACGGGAGGAGAGAACAUGCCGGUGCAGCUCAUAGGAGACCUGCUGGCAUCGGAGCUUGCGCACAUGCAGCCCUACAUCCGCUUCUGCUCGUGUCAGCUCAACGCCGCCGCCCUGCUGCAGAGUAAAACCAACAACCAGCCCGACUUCAAAGACUUCCUCAAGAAGAUCGCCACUAACUACCGCUGUAAAGGAAUGCCACUGUCCAGCUUCCUCCUCAAGCCCAUGCAGAGGAUCACACGCUAUCCCCUGAUUAUCAAGAACAUCCUGGAGCACACGCCCGAUGGCCAUGCAGACCGCGGGCCACUGAGAGAGGCACUGGAGCGAGCGGAGGAGCUGUGUUCCCAGGUCAAUGAGGGCGUCAGGGAGAAGGAGAACUCUGACCGGCUGGAGUGGAUUCAGAGCCACGUGCAGUGUGAGGGCGCUAUAGAGCACUUGGUGUUCAACUCGCUGACUAACUGCCUCGGGCCUCGCAAGCUGCUCCGCAGUGGUCGGCUGCACAAGACCAAAAGCAGCAGGGAGCUGUGGGCUUUCCUCUUCAAUGAUUUCCUCCUCCUGACGCACAGCGCUAAGCCCUUCUCCUCCUCAGGACCGGACAAGCUCUUCAGCCCCAAGACCAGCAUCCAACUGAAGAUGUACAAAACACCACUGUUUCUGAAUGAGGUUCUGGUGAAAACGCCUCCCGACCCGUCCAGCGAUGAGCCGCUCUUCCACGUCUCGCACAUCGAUCGUGUCUAUACACUCAGAACUGAGACCUUAAACGAGAGGGCAACGUGGGUUCAGAAGAUUAAAGCAGCAUCGGAACUUUUUAUAGAAACGGAGAAGAAAAAGAGAGAGAAGGCUUAUCAAGCGCGCUCUCUGAAAAGCAGCGGCAUCGGCCGACUGCUGGUGACUGUCACUGAAGCUCAAGAGCUCAAGGCCUGUAAACCCAACGGUAAGAGUAACCCCUACUGUGAGCUGACGAUGGGGGCUCAGUGCUACACCUCGCGGCCCGUCAGCGACACGCUGAACCCCAAGUGGAACUUCAACUGUCAGUUCUUCGUCAAAGACCUCUACCAGGACGUCCUGUGCAUCACUGUGUUUGAGAAAGACCAGUUCUCACCAGAUGAUUUCCUUGGACGGACCGAAGUUCCCGUGGCAACCAUCAAAAAAGAGAUGGAGAGCAAAGGUGCCGCAAAUCGACGCCUCCUACUGCACGAAGUCCCCACUGGAGAAGUGUGGGUCAAACUAGACCUGCAGCUGUAUGAGCCAACUAAAUGAGGACGAGCGGACGGAUUAACGCUCCCUCCGUCCCUCAGGCACAGACAUUCGUUUUUAUUGUUAUCAACCAAAGACAUUUUCAACCUAACGGCCUAAAAAAAGUGCCUGUUUGUAGCUGGGAGAGCAUUGCAAUGAAAAACUGAUUUUUUACCAUCACUGCCUUGCUCUCGCCUUGAGCCAUGCAGACUCAUUUUAAAUGACCUCAAACUGACACAGUUAAAGGGACUUUGCAAGUGAAAUGUCCUCAGAGGUAGUCACUUAUUGUGGGAAAGGGAAUUUUACUGCAAACAAAUCAGCAAAACAAAACCUGAUUAUAAUUGCCAAUACUUGAAUGUUUAAUAGCCUUAAAAUGCAACCAAGUCAUUUUCCUAUACAAAAUUGCAUUAUUUUUAUAUCACACAUGCAAAAUCUGUAUUCUAAUUCAAUCUAAACGAGGGAAUGCGGCUUUUCCAACAUGCGUUCGCCCUGCCACAUGUAUACUCAUACACUUUACACACUUUACACUUUAAACAUUCCCAUGUUGCACACUACUGUUACGAUGUAAUGUCAGAGGUUACCCUUAUGGUGUACGCAAGAGUGCCAUGAAAUCCUGAAAAUGGCAUGAAUAUAAUAAAAUGUACAUAGAGUAA